Messenger RNA from Ilyonectria robusta, 745 nucleotides. RefSeq lists its product as uncharacterized. The coding region runs from base 75 to 572 and encodes 165 amino acids. Lineage: Eukaryota; Fungi; Ascomycota; Sordariomycetes; Hypocreales; Nectriaceae. The transcript has a single exon. The record is from RefSeq and is a predicted model, not a curated record.
CGUCAAGAUCCAUCCCUCCCUCCAGUAGACAGAGAAGGGGAAGACAAAAACCUGAUUAUCCCCCCAAUCAUCCAAUGUACAGAGCAUUAUUAUCUAAGACACCAUCUCCAAACGCCCGCCGGCCCCUGUGGAGAUCCAGAUCCCGACCCGGCCAGCGUGGGAUGUUGGCUCCGCUCCAUCUGUGUGCCGACGUUGCCCACCCCGGCCGACACCGGCUCCAGGCCAGAAUUGACGGGCGCACCGGGCGUGGCAACUGCGCCAGAGAAGCAGGUACAGUGCUCUUAAGGAACAAUUCGCUCUCUAGGCUCUCUAGGUUGUCUGAAGUCUGGACGCGCCGGCGCUUCUCCAGCCAGCCGCAUGACUCCAGGCGUCUGGCCCUGCACGGCCUGCACCACACUCUUACGUACGAUGCGGCCGCUGAGGUGCCCACCGCCAUUACGUACGAACCGGGAGCGCAGUCGAGGUCAUCGAAGCAGCCUGCGCCGCCGGCGACAACCCAAACGUCCUGGCUGGGCGGCUCCGGCAACGUCCAAUCCAAUGGAUCUUGCCAUCCUGCCGCGGUUUGCCUUUAGGCCGAGAGCAUCUCAGCACACCGCCGGCGCCAUCAUCUCAAAUCGCUGUCAUCACCGUCAUUCUCGUCUUACAUGGUGGCCAAGUGAAGUUUUACCCAGAUGAUGCCACGUGAUGACAACUUCAGGCGGUGGCGCUGUGGCUGAGGCUCUGGGUGGUUCCUCCCAGUUGCCAC